This is a messenger RNA of Owenia fusiformis, 3228 nucleotides long. The record is from the annotation of a GenBank genome assembly. NCBI's taxonomy places the organism in Eukaryota, Metazoa, Annelida, Polychaeta, Sabellida, Oweniidae.
CACAGCGUUGGUGUCAGAAACAUCUUCAACUUCGGCAUGAUGUGUUCCAUUGUAUAAUUUCCUUUUAUUGAUAUCUUAUGGUAAAUUUCAUUAAGUGAUUCUACCAUUGAAUUAGUAAAAUAUUUAUGACACUUAUCUGUAAGUAACAUCGCAUGUUCUUAAAAGUUCAAUCCUCUCUAAUACUGGAAAACUUUGAGAUAUUUUUUAUACAGCAAUGCGCCACCUAGCGAUUGGGACAACAAAUUCCUCGAUUCUGCAGGGUCUUUGUAAUCUGAAAUCUCCCUGCUGAAGUAUGGGGAAAGGGGGCCAAAAAGUCAGCCAAAGGGGCCAGCCCCUAACAUGGGAAGAAGUAAGGAGCCAUGACAAGAGGGAAAGUAAAUGGAUAGUUGUAGAUAACCAGGCCUAUGAUAUCACAACAUGGGCAAGGAGGCAUCCAGGAGGAAGCAAAGUUAUCAGCCAUUAUGCUGGCCAAGAUGCAUCUGAAGCAUUCCGUGCAUUCCAUCCAGACUUAAACCAUGUGAAAAAGUUUCUCAAGCCCAUUGAACUGGGUCCAGUCAUAGAUGAAAAUCACACAGAGAAGGAGAAAGACUUAAUCAAGGAUAUGGAUGAAUUAAACAAAACUGCAGAAAAAAUGGGCCUGUUCAAACCCAGUGUUACAUUUUUCACGCUGCAUUUGGCCCAUAUCCUGGCACUUGAGGCUGCAGCAUUCCUUGUGAUGUACUAUUUCGGCACAGGAUGGAUCCCAUUUAUAACUUCCUGUAUUUUGUUCGGCACCAUGGAGGCGCAAGCUGCUUGGACCCAACAUGAUUACGGGCACGUGUCUGUCUUCAAAAGUGUCACGCUGAAUCAUCUUUUGCAUCACUUUACUAUGGGAUUCCUGAAGGGAGCUUCUCCAGAUUGGUGGAGACAUAUGCAUUACCAGCACCAUGCUAAGCCUAAUGUGAUGGAUAAAGACCCAGAUGUUAGAUUGGACCAGCUGUUUGUAGUUGGACAAACCAUGCCCAUUAAAGUUGCCAAGAAAGGAGACAGUAAAAUGCCAUACAAUCUACAGCACAAUUAUUUCUUUGCACUUGGACCACCUCUCCUGUUCCCUGUGUUUUUCCAAAUUAUGACAAUCCGACAUAUCAUCAAGAGACGUCUAUGGAAGGAUGCCCUUUCUACAUUUGGUUUCUAUGUAAAGUUAUUAGUGCUGUAUUACCCAAUGCUAGGAUUUUGGUGGACUCUAGCGUUCUAUGAAAUUACUCGUAUUAUUGAGAGCCAUUGGUUCACAUGGGUGAGUCAAUCAAACCACAUCCCCAUGGAGAUUGAGGAAGAUAGAGCAGAAGCAUGGCUACCUCUCCAGCUUCAUGCAACUUGUGACAUAGAGAAGUCCUUCUUUAAUGAUUGGUUCACAGGUCACUUGAACUUCCAAAUAGAGCACCACUUAUUCCCCAGGAUGCCACGCCACAAUUUGUAUAAGGUAGCUCCCCUCGUGAAGUCUUUGUGUGAGAAGUAUGGUGUGAAGUACCAAGUUAAGUCACUUGGGACUGCCUUUGUAGAUAUUGUCAAAUCUCUAAAGAAUUCUGGAGAACUAUGGGAAGCAGCUUGCCAUGCCCAUCAUAUCAACUAACAUCAAACACUGAUUGACACCUGUCACAAUGAAGCCCCGCCCACUUUACCCGACCAGUUACCACACGGAGGCAGGAAAACAGUGAAUGACUGUAUGUUGCAAAACAAUCUAUGUAUCACUGAUAUGAUGACUAAAUUACAAAAAUAUAAUAUCUGAUAUGAACUGUAGGCAUUUAAAAUGAUAGUACUAUAAAGUGUAAUCUAUUUGGUGCAAUUUAUGGUAGUAACUACCAAGGGGUCCAUUUUUGGAAUUGUCUUCAUUUACGAUUUUGUUGCAAAAAAACAUUAUUUGUCAAAAAGUGGACGAUUAUUUCCUCAGAAUCUUAAGUUACGAUCGUACCAAAAACAACCCUUUAUGUACUAUUCUAUAUCAUAAACCCAGUGUCAGUAUGAUGUGUUACUCUCAGUCGUAUUAGCGUCAGUAUGUAGUACUACUUUGUAUCAUUGGUGUCAGUAUGUGCUACUAUAUAUUCUCUAUCAAAAUUAAACCAGUGUCAGUAUGUGCUACUGUAUCUUCAACCAGUGUCAGUAAGAAAUAUUUUUACCCUAUAUGGCAUGACAUUGAUCCGUCUGUUUUCAUUUUUCAUAUGUCAGGUAGAACAUAAUUUUUACAGGGAAUAUAAAAAAUGGAUGUAUAAUGUCCUUUUUAACUAAUUAACUAGUAAUGCAAUUUGAAUGUAUACAUUUCUUACCAAAGGUGUUAGUAUUCUUUCUCUUUAUAUCAUUAUCAUAUUGACCGAGAAAAUAUAAUGUUUUUGAAGAGAAUUUUACUUUUUUAUAAGGGGUGGGGUAUUCAAUUUAGUUUGUAAUAUGUCCUAUUCUAUGUAGGCUUAUACAAUAUUUUCCAUGUGCCUUGUCAUCUAGAGAAUAGUGUGAAUAGAUUGACAUAAGUGUGCAAGUACAUGUAAUGUAGUAUUGUGACGUGCAUUUAUAAUCAGGGGCCUUAUUCUCAAAAUAUUGUGUAUUACCAUUCCUGCAAUUUAUUGUCAUUCAAAAUUAUGGCAGUAUACACGUAAUAAUAAAAGACAUUUGAACUUUGCUAAUUGUAAUUCAUGAUGUUUCUGAGAAACAGUCUCUAGCAUUUAUUGUUGUGCCAAGAUGUUCAAAACUGCUGUAAUUUAAGCUUUAAAUGGUAAACAAAUUAAAUCAUCAGAUAUUAUCACAAAUACAGUAAAACCUGAGAUACAGUUUAAUGCCUCUUUAAUCCGAACACCCCUCAGUGGGAACAGUUUGUCUGUCCCAAUUUUAUAUUCACCCAUUGACUAUCAUGUUAAAAACUUGAAAUGGGACUCCUUGCUGUGCUAAUCUAAACACUUUUGGUCAGUCCCGGUGGUGUUUGGAUUGAACAGGUUUAACUGUAUUGGCUUAGAAAUUAGCCAAUAUUCAAUGGGUCAGAAUCUGUUAUCGUUUGUUCAGAGUUUUCACUCACAUUUGAUUGGCAUUCUGUGAUAUCACCUGAAGUUCUAGGUGUAUUCAUUUUGUACAUGUUUACUGAUUACAUAACAUACUGUCUAACAGUAUAUUGAUUUGAGAAAAUUUUCAAGUUCAAACAUUUUUGGACCAUAAUAUAUUUUUCUACAAAGAUAUUCCUUUUUGUAAAAAUGAGUACUAAUAUGACAG